Messenger RNA from Aethalodelphis obliquidens (Pacific white-sided dolphin), 2953 nucleotides. It is a transcript of the gene CEL, whose product is annotated as carboxyl ester lipase. The coding region runs from base 1026 to 2906 and encodes 626 amino acids. NCBI's taxonomy places the organism in Eukaryota, Metazoa, Chordata, Mammalia, Artiodactyla, Delphinidae. The record is from RefSeq and is a predicted model, not a curated record. The transcript has 11 exons.
CAGAUUCUUAGAACUGCAGGAGCAGGGCAAAGGUGUGAGUUGCAAGUGCCUUUCCUUGUCACUGGCAGCACCCCUCAACACCUUUGCACCCCGGCCCCACACUCGCCAGCCCAGCCUGCAUGGCCUCUUCUUCCCAGUGUCCUGACUCCCUCCCACCUGCAGCCGCCCACCCCUCCCCACCUUUCUCCAGCCUCUCUCCAUUCACUCUGCGUCACAAAAAAUCUGGGCACAGGAAAUGGUAGGCGGACAGGCAGACAGACAGAUGGACAGCUGUGUAUCUGUAGGUUCCCUGUGGCCAGAAAGCCCGGCCCUUCCUUUUCCCCGGGAAGCCCUCAAGGCUGGGCUGGAUCUCUUGUCCUGCCCUCCCAGGACUGCGCUGCUGACAGCGAGAAGCCCCCAUACUUGGAGGGCGGGACCACCUCAUGAUGCUCAGGUCCCCACCCCACCUCAAACCGCACAGCCAGCCGCUGCCCAGUAGCCCGUGGCCCUUUCUAUCCCAGAAAUCACGCACCCAGUCGCCUAUCAGCGCCCACUGCUGAGCUGCAGGCACGGCAGGGGGACGCAGCAUGCCCAUUUCCCCAGGAGCGAAAGCAAGCCCUGGUCGAGGCGCCAGAAUGCAGCGCACUUAGCACCCAGCCAAGCCCCAGCCCUCCCCACACCCCCUGCACCCGUGCCAUCUGCCUCUGUUCCCAGGUAGGCAGUAACCUGCACAGGUGCACUGUGGGGACCAGGUCACAGGGCAGCAGCCGACCCUGGGAAAGAUGGACUGUCCCCACGUGUGUGUGUGUGUGUGUGUUUGCGUAUAUAUGCGUGUUUGCACGUGACCUUGGCCCAGCCCGACCCCGGCUGGAAACAGCAGGUGCCUCCUGACCCCAGCUACACCACCUGGAGUUCGGCCAGCAUGGAGGAAAAGGUAACGGUAGGAGGCGGGGGAAAGGGUCCCCCCUCAGGCAGCUCUGGGCUGGCUCCAGGCCCAUAAAUACCGCAGGCCCAGAGCGAGGGCCACAGAGAGGCAGCCAUACACCAUGGGGCGCUGGGAGCCGGUGGUCUUGGGCCUCGCCUGCUGGCUGGCUGUAGCGAGUGCGGCGAAGCUGGGUGCCGUGUACACGGAGGGCGGCUUCGUGGAAGGAGUCAACAAGAAGCUGGGCCUCUUUGGCAACUAUGUCGACAUCUUCAAGGGCAUCCCCUAUGCCGCCGCCCCCAAGCCCCUGGAGAACCCACAGCGACACCCCGGCUGGCAAGGAACCCUGAAGGCCAAGGGCUUCAAGAAGCGAUGCCUGCAGGCCACCAUCACCCAGGACAGCACCUACGGGGAAGAGGACUGCCUCUACCUCAACAUCUGGGUCCCCCAGGGCAGGAAGGAAGUCUCCCGGAACCUGCCCGUCAUGGUCUGGAUCUACGGAGGUGGCUUCCUCGUGGGGUCCAGCCAAGGGGCCAACUUCCUCAGCAACUACCUGUACGACGGGGAGGAGAUCGCCACUCGGGGCAACGUCAUCGUGGUCAGUUUCAACUACCGCGUCGGCCCCCUGGGUUUCCUCAGCACCGGAGACUCCAACCUGCCAGGUAACUAUGGCCUUCGGGACCAGCACAUGGCCAUCGCUUGGGUGAAGAGGAACAUUGCAGCCUUUGGGGGAGACCCUGACAACAUCACCAUCUUUGGGGAAUCAGCCGGAGGGGCCAGCGUCUCUCUGCAGACCCUCUCUCCCUACAACAAGGGCCUCAUCAAGAGAGCCAUCAGCCAGAGUGGUGUGGCACUGUGCCCCUGGGCCAUCCAGAAGAACCCCCUCUUCUGGGCCAAAAAGAUCGCAGAGAAGGUGGGCUGUCCCUUGAACGAUACUGGCAGGAUGGCCAGGUGUCUGAAGGUCACUGACCCCCGUGCCCUGACAUUGGCCUAUAAGCUGCCCCUGGCCGGCAUGGAGUACCCCCUGGUAAACUACCUGGGCUUCCUCCCUGUCGUCGACGGAGACUUCCUCCCCAGUGACCCCAUCAACCUGUAUGCCAACGCUGCGGACAUUGACUACAUAGCAGGCACCAACGACAUGGACGCCCACGUCUUCGCCAGCGUGGAGAUGCCGGCCAUCAACAAGGACAAACGGGCCAUCACAGAGGAGGACUUCUACAAGCUGGUCAGCGGGUUCACCAUCACCAAGGGGCCCAGGGGUGCCAACACCACCUUUGACUUCUACACCAAGCCCUGGGCCCGAGACUCGUCCCAGGAGAACAAGAAGAAGACCGUGGUGCACUUGGAGACCGACAUCCUCUUCCUGAUGCCCACGGAGAUCGCCGUGGCCCAGCACAAGACCAACGCCAAGAGCGCCAAGACCUACAGCUACCUAUUCUCCCAACCGUCUCGGAUGCCCACCUACCCCCGCUGGGUGGGGGCUGAUCAUGCAGACGACCUCCAGUACGUCUUCGGGAAGCCCUUUGCCACCCCGCUGGGCUACCGGCCCCAAGACAGGACCGUCUCCAAGGCCAUGAUCGCCUACUGGACCAACUUUGCCAGAACUGGGGACCCUAACAUGGGCCACUCGCCUGUGCCCACGCACUGGGAUCCCUACACCCUGGAAAGUGGCAACUACCUGGAAAUCAACAAGAAGAUGGAUGGCAGCUCCAUGAAGCAGCACCUAAGGGCCGAUUACCUGCAGUACUGGACCGUGACCUACAAGGCACUGCCCACGGUGACCAGCGAGGGGGCCACCCCCGCACCCACCGCGGGCCACUCUGAGGCCACCACCGCGGGCGACUCUGAGGCCACCCCCGCGCCCACCGCGGGCCACUCUGAGGCCACCACCGCGGGCGACUCUGAGGCCACCCCCGCGCCCACCGUGGGCGACUCUGAGGCCACCCCCGCGCCCACCGCGGGCGACUCUGAGGUGGCUCAGAUGCCCAUAGUCAUUGGCUUCUAAUGUCCUUGGCCUCCAGAGGCCACAGGGUGUGACCCCAUGGCCCACCU